Microplitis demolitor is the source of this 2676-nucleotide messenger RNA. RefSeq names its product F-box/LRR-repeat protein 21-like. NCBI's taxonomy places the organism in Eukaryota, Metazoa, Arthropoda, Insecta, Hymenoptera, Braconidae. The record is from RefSeq and is a predicted model, not a curated record. The transcript has 5 exons. The coding region runs from base 298 to 1155 and encodes 285 amino acids.
UACUGCAAUGCAAUAAAGAAAAGACUCACGUGCUUUGGAUUCACCUGGGGAACUAUCAUAUACUGAGUUUUUAAAUUGAAUACUUUCCAAUUCUAUCUCCCUACCCCAAAUACUCUAUGAAUUUAUUUCAUCAACAACUUAAGCGAUUGAAGUCCUUAGUUGCUAAGUUUUUCUAUUAAGUCUCAGUAUACAUUCGUUCACUCUAUCAUAUAAUGAACAGAACUUGAUCGCAAUUAUCUUCAUUUGUGAAACAAAAUAAUUAGACAAAAAAAUAUAUUGACUGAAUUUUAUAUUACGAUGCUCUCUUUAACAAAUUCAAUAUUAACGUCUGAAAACUUUUGUUAUUUGGAUUCAACGGUUUUUACGAAAAUUGAAUCGACAAAUGAAUUAUUUUCUGAAUCAUUGAAGACAAACGACAUAUCAACUGAUUGUAAUUCACAAUCAAUCAAAACGUAUGAGAAUGAACCAAAGCUCGGACAAUUACAUAUUGAUGAUUCAACAGAGUUGUCAUUAAAAGAUAUUAUAAAAACUAUGAGCCAAUAUCAGUUGCUUCAAGAACUUUCUCUAUCAUAUUCUGUAUUAAGUGAUGAUCUUCUUACAAGAAUAUCUUGUGAUGACCGAAUAAAUCUUAAAACCAUAAAAAUUGAAGCUUAUCCUGAUACAAAACCAUUACCACGUAUCAGUGACAAUACUUGGUUUACACUACAAAAUCGAUCACCUAAUCUUAAUCUUGUUCUGACGUCAUAUUUAUCAGACGAAGAUGAUUAUGAUAUUUUACUAACUCCAUCAAUGCCUGUAACACAUUUAUUUUUUAGUGGAUCUCCUUCUGAAAUAACUAUUUGCCGGAUUGGUAAAAAUUGUCCGCGACUUGUAGAACUUAUUGUCAGUUCAUAUAAUUUUGGUACAAUCGACCAACCAUUAAUUUCCACUGCUAAAGGAUGUACAAAAUUAACAUCUAUAAGCCUUGGCGACUGUGAGCUCACAUGUUCUGGUCUCAUAGAAAUCGUUGAAAUUUGCAAAAAUCGCCUUCAAAUACUUUUCAUAUGGGAAACAUCUCUAAUAGAAGAUACCAAUUUUGACGUAAAUGAAGCAACAUUAAGAGUCUCAAGUCUUCUAGGCCGAUCAUGGACACCAGAGAGUAUUCCACCUUGGUAAUAAUUAAAAUUAAAUGUACGAAAAAAAACAUUUGUAUAUAUUUUACAUUGUUUACAAUUAUUCAAAAUUAAUAAAUUUAUUUUAAUAUAUAUAAGUAUAUAAAAUAUUUUACAAAUUCAAUAAACCUUAAAAUUUACUAUAAUACAAGAUCUGUUUUGCAACGCAAACAAAAAAAAUCUGGAUACAGUUGGCCAAGCUGCAUUGUUUAGAUGGAAGAAAGUCGUUCUUUUCUUAUAUGAGAAAAGAAAUGAUAAAAAUUAGCGCAUGCGCCAUUCUUUUCUUAAACAGAUACCAAAAUUAAAAUUUUUUAUUGCAGAUUAAAUCUGUAGAAAAAUAGUAUACACACCACGAAGGGAGGUAGACCGUCUCAAUCCUUGUUUACCACCCGUGCCUUCGGCUCGGGUAGGCAAUAACACACAUAGGUCAAAAUAUCGUACAUUCCUCCUUAGGUAAAAAUAUAUGCAUAUAUAUAACAAUCAUAAAAAAUGAAAUUAAAUAAACUACUCAUAUGACAGUCGACUCUCUCUAUGUGGCCACUUUGAAAAUGUCCUUUCCCCUCAUUUUAAAGUUUAGUCACUCCCCCACCAAUGGACAGUCAUUAAUUUUUCAAACCCUCUGUAUAUGUCCGCUAUAAUCGUACUUUCAUCCGUAUAUACAUUAGGGUGGCCCAACAAAACCGACCAUUUUUUUUCGGUUUCGCAUGAAAAUUUGUUGGCUUACGAUGUUUUAAGAAGGCUCUCCAAAAAUCAGCUCGAUAAAAAAUUUCCAUGAGGUCGCUCACGAAUUUUGAAAAUAUCAAAAAUGAUCGAAAUCCGAUUUUUUUAUUUCAAAUUUUUUUCUUUUUCGUAGCGGCAAUAGUUUAUAGUUGUGAAAUCAUGACUACGCUGAAAAUUUGAGCCCAAAAUUCAAAUAUUUAAACCUCGCUCAAGAAUUUUGAAUGUUUCCAAGUGCUGUCUUUUGGACGUUUUCGAGCGACCCGUAAAUAUUAAUAAUAAAGCUUCUCAAUUUCUUCACCAUCAAUUUGGAUCACAAUGAAUGAACAUAUAACCCGAGAUAUAGAAAUAAUAAGUCUUUUACAUACUUUUUUAUUUUUUAAUUCAAUUUGUAGGUUUUUUCGCUUAUUCAAAACUUACCAAAUUUUAUUGAUUAAGACUGUUCUCUAUAUUUUUGGUUUUGCAAAAGUUAUCUUUUACUGAAAUGACAAUAAUUGAGUUAUAAAAAAAUACCAAAACUAAUUCAAAGUAUUAGUUACACAUAUUAUCAGUUAAUAUUCAAAAUUCUUGAGCGCCGUUUAAAUAUUAAAAUUUUGGGCUGAAGUUUUCAGCAUAGUCAUGAUUUUACAAAUACAAACUAUUGCUGCCACGAGAAAGAAAAAAUUUAGAAAUACAAAAUCCAAAUUUCAAUCAUUUUUGAUAUUUUCAAAAUUCAUGAGCGACCUAUGAGAUUUUUUUAUCUGGCUAAUUUUUGGAGAGACUUCUUAAAACUUCGUAAGCCAACAAAUUUUCAUUCAAGGUGAAAAAA